This is a messenger RNA of Paramuricea clavata, 501 nucleotides long. The record is from the annotation of a GenBank genome assembly. Lineage: Eukaryota; Metazoa; Cnidaria; Anthozoa; Malacalcyonacea; Plexauridae.
AUGAGCAGCUUGGUUUAUUUGCACCCUUCUCUUGCGACCGAUUAUAAGAAAACGUUUAAAGAGUUUCAUGAUUUUACUUUGAGUUGUGGUUCGCCUAUGGGAACAAUUUUAGUUAGUAGUCGUACUAUUUGUCACAAGUGUGAGAGGCCUUUAAGUGUUGAGCAAAAAAAAAACAUGGUUGUAUUUUAUCACAUCAAUCUCGGGAGUUAUGUCAGUUGUCGGCUUACAAAAGUGUGCAGAAAGUGCAAGAUCUAUGAGCAUUAUGGUUACUGGACUGAGAAAGGAUCUAGAUAUUUUGAUAAGGAUUCGUUGGAAUUAAAAUUUCUGCUAUCCUCAGAGGACACAGCAUUUGAUAUUUGUCUCUUGCGUGAGUGUUCAAGUUUGUUGAUGGUUGGUGCUGUGCCUUUUUCCACGUACACAGCUUCCUAUAAUAGACGAUUUGGGUAUCAUAAAGGGAAAGUAAUAGUGGAUAAAUCAAAACCCAAACGGAUGAAAAGGUAA